Cynocephalus volans (Philippine flying lemur) is the source of this 2793-nucleotide messenger RNA. It is a transcript of the gene NPTXR, whose product is annotated as neuronal pentraxin receptor. Lineage: Eukaryota; Metazoa; Chordata; Mammalia; Dermoptera; Cynocephalidae. The transcript is spliced from 12 exons. The record is from RefSeq and is a predicted model, not a curated record. The coding region runs from base 1 to 2721 and encodes 906 amino acids.
AUGAGGCCAGGCCUGGCUCCUCCUUCCCCAUCAGAAAAGCAUCAGAAACUGGGCCAGAAGGGUGAGAGGAGCGGGCAGAGGACUCGCCCGGCCGCACCCUCCCAGCAUCUAAAGGCCCCUUCAGUCCCUGACCAAAGGUGCUACAAGAACCUGCUGGACACUUGCGAUUGUGUGCUGGAGGCCCCGUGCCCCCAUGCCCUCUGCCUUGGGGUGGUCAGCCCGGCCAGUCAGGCCUUCCCUGCAGAUGUGGCACACUGGGGACUGAGGCACUGUGGAGGCAGCCUAGCCGCCGUCCGCCCUCCUUCCUUGGCCCAGAAGGGCCCUGCAGCCUUCCCUGCUGUCCCGGGCCCAGACUCCCACGCCCAGCUGGUGCCGAGGGUGCUGGCCAGAAGCUGCAGAGCCAGGCACACGCAGGCCGAGGGAACUGGGCCUUGGGAGGGAUUUCUGCCCCUGAGCCCCAAGUCAAGCGGCCCUGCCCAGCCUCAGGUGCGUGUGGAGGCACACAUGCACGUGCCUCAAGGUGGCAGCUCCCCUGGGGGCCGGAGCGGGCCUGGGACCCAGAGCAAUUGGAGCCCACCUUACCUCUCCCUCCUGGGGGCUCUGAGCAGCCCACACACCCCUGCCCCCUACACUCGCACCAAUCAGCGCCUUCUCAUCCCUUUCAUCUUGAUGAACAGCCUGGUGAGCUCCAUCCAUCCCAUCGUCUGGGUCCAGGCAGACGCGUCUGAGCUCAAAAGCUGCUCCAGUGCAUCCACCUGUGUGACCCUGGGCAGCGACCUGACCUCAGUGGGCCUCAGUUUCCUCAUUUGUAUUGUGAGCGUGUCCACGGUGAGGCUUAAUGGACACCGAGCAUGUAGCAGGCUCAGCACAGAGCGCGACGCGGAGCAAAGCGCCCUCCGCAUCACCAGCACUGAGGGCGCCAGGGCACAGGAGGGGUGGGGCGAGGGUCGCCCAGAGGCCCGGCGGGGCGCCCACCGGGUCGCCGCCCUCUGCGCUGGGCGGCGGCGAGAUAAAGCCCCGGGCGCCGCCCCCGCCCCUCGCUGCCUCCCCGGCGGCGCCCGCACCUCGGCGCCCGGCACGGAACGGCGGCGGCAGCAGCGGCCGCGGCGACAGCUCCAGCUCCGGCUCCCGCGCCCGCCGCGUUCGGCCCCGCGCGCCCGGGCCCCGCGCCCCGACCCCGCCGCCGCGCCUGCCGGGGGCCUCGGGCGCCCCGCCGCCCGCCUCACGCUGAAGUUCCUGGCCGUGCUGCUGGCCGCGGGCAUGCUGGCGUUCCUCGGUGCCGUCAUCUGCAUCAUCGCCAGCGUGCCCCUGGCGGCCAGCCCGGCGCGGGCGCUGCCCGGCGGCGCCGACAACGCCUCGGCCGCCUCGGGUGCCGCCGCGUCCCCGGGCUCGCAGCGCAGCCUGAGCGCGCUGCACGGCGCGGGCGGCUCGGCCGGGCCCCCCGCGCUGCCCGGGGCGCCGGCGGCCAGCGCGCACCCGCUGCCGCCCGGGCCCCUCUUCAGCCGCUUCCUGUGCACGCCGCUGGCGGCCGCCUGCCCGUCGGGGGCCGAGCAGGGGGACGCGGCGGGCGGCGAGCGCGAGGAGCUGCUGCUGCUGCAGAGCACGGCCGAGCAGCUGCGCCAGACGGCGCUGCAGCAGGAGGCGCGCAUCCGCGCCGACCAGGACACCAUCCGCGAGCUCACCGGCAAGCUGGGCCGCUGCGAGAGCGGCCUGCCGCGCGGCCUCCAGGACGCCGGGCCCCGCCGCGACGCCAUGGCCGACGGGCCCUGGGACUCGCCCGCGCUCAUCCUGGAGCUGGAGGACGCCGUGCGCGCCCUCCGGGACCGCAUCGACCGCAUCGAGCAGGAGCUCCCAGCCCGUGUGAACUUCUCAGCUUCCCCAGCCCCUGCCCCCGCUGUGCCCACCACCCUGCACUCCAAGAUGGAUGAGCUGGAGGGGCAGCUGCUGGCCAAGGUGCUGGCGCUGGAGAAGGAGCGUGUGGCCCUCAGUCACAGCAGCCACCAGCAACGGCAGGAGGUGCAGAAGGAGCUGGGCGCUCUGCAGGACCGUGUGGCUGAGCUGGAGCAUGGGUCCUCAGCCUACAACCCCCCAGAUGCCUUCAAGGUGAGCAUCUCCAUCCGCAACAACUACAUGUACGCCCGCGUGCGGAAGGCGCUGCCCGAGCUCUACGCGUUCACUGCCUGCAUGUGGCUGCGCUCCAGGUCAGGUGGCACUGGCCAGGGCACCCCCUUCUCCUACUCAGUGCCCGGGCAAGCCAAUGAGAUUGUGCUACUGGAGGCGGGCCAUGACCCCAUGGAGCUGCUGAUCAACGACAAGGUAGCCCAGCUGCCGCUGAGCCUGAAGGACAGUGGCUGGCACCACAUCUGUAUCUCCUGGACCACGAGGGAUGGCCUGUGGUCUGCCUACCAGGACGGGGAGCUGCGGGGCUCCGGUGAGAACCUGGCUGCCUGGCACCCCAUCAAGCCUCAUGGGAUCCUUAUCCUGGGCCAGGAACAGGAUACCCUGGGUGGCCGAUUUGAUGCCACUCAGGCCUUCGUCGGUGACAUUGCCCAGUUUAACCUAUGGGACCACGCCCUGACACCUGCGCAGGUCCUGGGCAUUGCCAACUGCACUGGGCCACUGCAGGGCAACGUGCUCCCCUGGGAAGACAAGCUGGUGGAAGCCUUUGGAGGUGCAACGAAGGCCUCCUUUGAUGUCUGCAAGGGGAGGGCCAAGGCAUGAGGGGCCACCUCGUCCAGGGCCCCUCCCUUGCCUGCCACUUCGGGGAUCUUGAUGGGGGCACAUCCUCUCCUC